AUGAAAAAGUUAAACUUUGAUUGGAAUGCUGCUAGUGAAAAUAGAAUUUUGCAACUGAACAAGCUUGAUGAAUUUCAUAAUGAGGCAUACGAAAAUGCACAAAUCUAUAAGGAAUGCACCAAACCUUGGCAUGAAAAGAACCUAGUCAGAAAAUUAUUUCAACCUGGACAACAAGUAAUUCUUUUUAAUUCAAGAUUGAGGUUAUUUCCUGGAAAAUUGAAGUCAAGGUGGUCAAAUCAUUUUACUGUUGUGCAAGUGUUUCCAUAUGGCUCACUGGAAGUGCAAGGCAAAAAUGGAAAUCCUUUCAAGGUGAACGGGCAGCAGUUGAAGCCAUACCUGGGCAGUGUAUUUGAUCAGGCAAAGUCAAUUCUCCUCUUGAAGCCCUUUUGA
Messenger RNA from Humulus lupulus (European hop), 390 nucleotides. RefSeq lists its product as uncharacterized. The record is from RefSeq and is a predicted model, not a curated record. Lineage: Eukaryota; Viridiplantae; Streptophyta; Magnoliopsida; Rosales; Cannabaceae. Bases 1 to 390 code for a protein of 129 amino acids. The transcript has a single exon.